AUGCCUAUCGAAAAGCCGGCGUCCACCGACUUCAAGACAGCCAGGUACUCCCCAUCAAUUGGCGGGUGGAUUACAUUAGGAGAAUUAGCCGAGUUAGAAGAUGGGUUUGAGAUGUUGCAAAUAGUUGCGACAGUACUGUGCCUUAACUCCCCGGAGGGUAAAGCUGCAAACCAUCAAGCCAGAUCUCUUCGAGAAAGUCUUGGAAUGAUACAGAAGAAUAAAUCUGCAUUUGAGUUUAUCAUUCGAAUGUUUCUUCCAUACCGCGGAGGAACAGUGUCCACCGAGACGGAUACCGAGAGAAGCGUUGAUGCGAUCUUAAUGCGAUUCUUUGAUAUCGAUUCGAAGCCAUCCUUCUUCUGCCAUUCUGUUCAUCCUAUCGUUGGGUUUGGGAGUACAACCCCUUGGGCAGACUUGCUCACGUCGGUGCCUUGGAACCAAUCGAUGGGGGCUCCAGUUGGGAUAUUUAUUGGGGAAGCUAAACGUCCCGAAACCAAGGCCCCCACUCAUGCAGUAGUCCAAGCGACACCUACAUCAUCUAACCUGUCGGUGCCGGACAAAAAAUCUGCCACCCAGCCCAACUUUGCGCAGGCUCUCAACCAAACAUUCCUCGCAUCACUACCUAAUGUUAUGUUCCCAUCGUGGUCAGCGCAUGCUGCCAAGGCCCCCAAUACCUCAUCCUCUUCGAUCAAAGUUCGUCGAGUUGUGAUGGAUAUGGUCCUCAAACAUAACGAUGAACUAUUCGAGGAACUAUCGGCUGCCUCAUUCCAUGGGAUCGUAGGAGAAGCCUUUAGAGUUUGGAGGGAAGACGUUAAUGAUGAGGAGUCAUGGCUGAAAAAUUUAGGUCUCCACCCCGAGUAUGACGAAAUUCUCAAACACAAGGACAUUGUCGAAAUACGAGAGGACUACCAUGCGAGAAAAGCAGAAAAGGGGAAGAGAGAAGAAAGACAAGGGUGA
Messenger RNA from Cantharellus anzutake, 954 nucleotides. RefSeq lists its product as uncharacterized. The record is from RefSeq and is a predicted model, not a curated record. Lineage: Eukaryota; Fungi; Basidiomycota; Agaricomycetes; Cantharellales; Hydnaceae. The transcript is spliced from 5 exons. The coding region runs from base 1 to 954 and encodes 317 amino acids.